ACUGAAAUACCAGUAAGGUCCCUAACAAGAAGCAGUGUCACCAUGAUUGUCCUGUGGAUUAUAUUCUUUUGUCUUCAACAAGCAUAUUCUUUAGUUCCAGUGAAAACUGUUCGGCUUGGUGAACCAGCAACUUUAACAUGUGCUUUACCCAAAGAGCUGAGCAGUAGAGGAGUCAACUGGUACAAGCAGAGCGUUGGGGACACUCUUAAACUAAUAGCCACACUGUAUAAAUCUACAAGUGAUUAUGGUCCUGGAUUUUCUAGUACAAGAAUUCAGGUUCAUAAAGAUAAGAAUUUUACCAGCCUGACCAUUUUGAAGACAGUUCAAGAGGAUGAGGCACUCUAUCACUGUGCAAAUACAGAAUGGAUUGGAACUACAUGGAGUGGAACAUAUUUGUUAAUAAAAGGAGAUACUCAGGGAGUGUCAAACUAUACAGUCAGUCAGUUGUUGAUAGAAAUGAAUCCAGUCCGUCCAGGAGACACAAUGACUCUCCAGUGUUCAGUCUUCUCUCAUUCUGAGAACAAGACAUGUCCAGGAGAUCUCAAUGUCCUCUGGUUCAGAGCUGGAUCAAAUAAAUCUCAUCCAAACAUCAUCUACGCUGACAGGAACAGACGUAAUGAAUAUGAAACACGAUCUGAGACUCAGCAGAGUUGUGUUUUUCGCUUCUCCAAGAACGUCAGCUCCUCUGAUGCUGGGACUUAUUACUGUGCUGUGGCCACAUGUGGGGAGAUAUUAUUUGGAAAUGGAACUACACUGGAUAUUCAAGAAAGCAGCGUGUGGUCACAGAGAGCCAGUACACUUAUUUUCUUGCUUUGUGCUGUCUUGUUUAUAACUCUGAUUGUUAUAGCUGCCCUCAUCUACACAAUCAAGACAAACAGUGAUCACUGCAAAGCUGCUGUUCUGCAUAAAAAUUUCAGUGAUCAGAAAAGCCAGCAGAAUAAGUGCACAUGGAUCUUUUCUGCUGUUGUCUUUACCGUGAUGAAAGUUGACAGAAGUAAAUUAAAAGACGCAAAGGCAGCGAAGCAGCAGCAGAUCCACAUGGCUGUCAAGAAUUUUGGGCUGGAUUAG
This is a messenger RNA of Archocentrus centrarchus (flier cichlid), 1068 nucleotides long. RefSeq names its product signal-regulatory protein beta-2-like. The coding region runs from base 43 to 1068 and encodes 341 amino acids. Lineage: Eukaryota; Metazoa; Chordata; Actinopteri; Cichliformes; Cichlidae. The transcript has 6 exons. The record is from RefSeq and is a predicted model, not a curated record. Gene Ontology annotation, biological process: response to bacterium.